AUGAGCCAAGGCAGCUUUGUUGCGCAAAGGCUUGAAAAGUUGGGCACUCAGCUUCUAAAAUUGAAGCAAGAAAACAGGGAGAAACAGAUGAAUGCAGUGAUGCAUCAGAUUUUUCGCGGAGAACAGAUAGUUGAUUAUCUGAGUUCCGUAGAUUUAAAUGAUCUGGGUUGGGUUUUAAAUACGAAUAUCGCUGAAAGUGAAAUGAGGUUUGAAAGAGAUUCCCCAACUCUGGCUCCUUUUCUCCCUGCUGCUCCUUCUCUUGCAACAGCGUCACCUCCUGUUCUUGGGUCUGGGACUAGCCAUGUGGUUGCUCCAGCAGAUGUGUUUUCCGGGCAAAGCUAUCAAGGCACGGUGGGUAUACAAACUCCUGGAACUGCGUGGAGUUAUCAGAAUUGGGCUUUUAUGAAUGACAGUAAUCAGAAUGACCCAACUCAGGGGAGACCAGGUCCUAGCACCCAGUAA
This is a messenger RNA of Ipomoea nil (Japanese morning glory), 462 nucleotides long. RefSeq lists its product as uncharacterized. The record is from RefSeq and is a predicted model, not a curated record. NCBI's taxonomy places the organism in Eukaryota, Viridiplantae, Streptophyta, Magnoliopsida, Solanales, Convolvulaceae. The coding region runs from base 1 to 462 and encodes 153 amino acids. The transcript has a single exon.